Messenger RNA from Botrytis deweyae, 1906 nucleotides. RefSeq lists its product as uncharacterized. Gene Ontology annotation, molecular function: zinc ion binding; DNA-binding transcription activator activity, RNA polymerase II-specific. Lineage: Eukaryota; Fungi; Ascomycota; Leotiomycetes; Helotiales; Sclerotiniaceae. The record is from RefSeq and is a predicted model, not a curated record. The transcript is spliced from 3 exons. Gene Ontology annotation, biological process: regulation of transcription by RNA polymerase II. The coding region runs from base 1 to 1395 and encodes 464 amino acids.
AUGCCGCUGAGGCGACCUCACACAAAGAGUCGACACGGUUGCAUACAGUGCAAAGCCUCUCACAUCAAGUGCGAUCAAGGCCAUCCUACCUGUGGGUCAUGUAGAAAGAAAGAAAAGAAUUGUACUUAUGGAUUGCGGCGGAAGGAUAUAAGUCAGGCAUCUAAGCCUUUUCUCCUUCCACCCACUACCUCGACCGUCUCCGAACAAGAACGCGAAGUCUCUGACAUCUCUACAACCUACAGCGAAGCUUCUGACCAGGAAUUUCUUUUUUCGGGUCAAAUUUCUACUCCUCCGCAUCUCUCACGUGCGGAGACUGGUGCAUCAAUCUUUUGGGAAGAUCUAGAACUCAUGCGUCACUUCGUUACCGAGACAUAUCUGACCUUUUCCUGCAUUAAAUCAAUCCAAAAUCUAUGGCGGAUCACGAUCCCAAAAAUGGCUUCUGAUCACCCGUUCAUGAUGCACGGUCUUCUAAAUAUUUCUGCCCUUCAUCUCGCGUUUCUCAAUCCCGCCAAAAGAGACCUAUAUCUUGCCCCUGCAAUCCGACAUCAUGACCUUUUUCUCUCGCUUUAUCGAUCUGAAUUGCAUAAAAUUACACCAGAUAACUGCUCUGCAAUGUUCAUUUGCUCUACGUUGAUCUCUAUAUGUACUCUCGCGUUUCCUAUCUGCAACAAAUCCCCUCUAUCAAUGCCCUCUGACUACUCCUACCAUGAACAACUGCAGCAAUUUGAUAGUCCUAUUCAACUGGCUUCCAGCCUCUUCAUUCUUCUCCAAGGUGCCUUCACACUAGUUCGCAUCUACUGGCAGUGGCUAGAAGACAGUGCCAUCUCUGCCCUCGUCACAAAUCGCUUCCAGUCUUGCGAAGCCGGGUCGUACGCCAAAAUUCGCCUCCAAUCUUCGGACUCGGCCUUUAGGCUUCUUAUGGCACGCAUCGAGUCAAUGUCAUCGCAGCCAAACUUAUCGUCAUCAGAAUCAUCUACGCAACAAUCCUAUUCAUCUCAGCACACAUCUCCUUCUCCACUCUCCUCUGAAGAAUUGAGUGCUUACAAAAACGCCAUCAGCACCCUACGAGACGUCUUCAUGCUUUUAAACUCGAGUGAAGCGGACAAUGGAGUUGUUUUAAUAUGGCCCUUUUUACUUGAUGCAGAACAGGGCUUUGCAACGCUGCUGAAGGAAAUGCGACCGCUCGCAUUAGUAAUCUUGGCACAUUAUGGAGUGGCACUUCAUGCAUCUCGGGAUGACUGGUUUAUUGGAGAAUGGGGACGAAACCUCAUUUUGGACGUCAAGAAGACUUUGUCACUAGCAGGGGACGAAGUUGAGUUGCAGGAAUUGAUCGCUUGGCCGUUGGAGAUGGUGAGCACUGGUGAGGGACCGGACAGGAGUGACGUAAAUAGAUAGAGUUCGAAAAGGAUCCGAAUUCUAUCGUAUGAGAAAGGGUCAGAUGGUUGAGGGCUUACUAACACCAAAUUCUUGCUGUCCGUGCCUGGUAAUUUCCCUGUACAGGAAGUUUGCCAAGAUCAGCAUGCUAAAGGUAAAUGGUUCAUAUACCAGCAAUUCUACAAGAUUCGCAACUUGCCACAGACAUAAGGUAGAAGCUUGAGAGAAGACAAAAGGGUAAAAGAUCAUAGUUCUCCGAAAGCUUUGGGCCUGACAACUGUGAUGAAAUCGAGUUGACAAUUUUAUACAAGAAACUUGGAAAUUGUAUAUGAUUGAGAGCGGUAGGCGCGCACAAAGUUGAUUCGAGCUUAUAGCAAUCGAAGACUUCAGUCGGUUCUAGAUUUUAGAACGUGAAGUCAAGCGCCAUGGGAGCCUCAAUCUCCACAGAAAAUUUGGGAUAAAAAUCGCAAUCAAAGGUUUUAGCCUCUUUGAAUUUUGAACGAAAAAACCUUAAAUACUUAUUAUUAGAAAA